AUGGUGUCGAAACGAGAUGACGAAGAAUCUUUAUUACCUACCUCAGCCAAACUUACAGUACCUCAAAAGAGACAUGCAGCACAGAGUGGUCAAAGUUCAUUUCAAUUCAAAGUGUAUGUUAUUACAUCGAUGACCAUCUUAUGGACAGGCUAUACAUUACUGGUACGACAUACUAGGUCGACCACCUCUAAGGAGAAUGUAAGUGGUGAUAGAGACGGAAGAGGUUUGUUACUGUAGUAACGUAGUACUGGCUUUUUUGUCUUGGUAUGUUUUUAUUGUUUGUUAUAUCAUGGUAAUACUUACUGUGCUAUAUUGUCUAACAUACCACUUCCAGAUGUACUCAGCCACAUCAGUCGUAUGUUUGGCCGAAACGAUCAAAUUCUUUAUCGCCUUCUUGUUACUUUCACAUGAUCACAACCACAACAUGAAUGAAGUCAUCAUCACCGUCAAACGAGACUUUAUCAAUAAACCGAUGGACUUGCUCAAGAUGUCAGUGCCUAGUAUAACAUACGCUCUUCAGAACAACCUCGACUUUGUGGCUUUGUCCAAUUUGAGUGCUGGGGUCUAUCAGGUAAUUUAAAAAAAAUUAAGUUAUGACGCUUACUAUAAUAUAACUCAAGUUUUUAAUUUUGAAAAACGAAAUAUUAAACUUAAAAUUCAUAAUUUUAAACUUCUAGAUCUAAAAAAUAAAAAAAACUAUUUUUAGGUAACAACCCAGCUGAAAGUAGUGACAACCGCCUUGUUCAUGAUGGCCUUCCUCGGCCGCAAAUUCUCCAAGACGAGGUGGGUGGCGAUCUUCAUGCUAUUCGCUGGAGUGGCGGCAGUUCAGCUGAACAAUAUCGACCAGAAUUCAGCGGCCGGCCGACCCACCGAGAACCCGGUAAUUGGCCUGGUCGCCGUCCUAGCCACUUGUGUUACAGCCGGCUUCGCCGGCGUUUACUUCGAAAUGAUGCUCAAGGAUGGUACUCCAACCUCUCUCUGGAUCAGGAAUAUGCAAAUGUACUUUUGUGGUAUCUUGAGCACGUUCGUUGGCGUCGCCGUGAAGGACGGUGCUCAGAUCCAGGAGAAGGGCUUCUUCUACGGCUACAACGCCGAAGUCUGGGCGAUAGUCCUCUCGUUGUCAGUUGGAGGUAUCUACAUAUCACUGGUCAUGAAGUAUCUGGACAAUCUCCACAAGUCCUUCGCCUCCAGUAUCAGUAUCAUACUGGUGGUGCUGCUCUCGGUCAUGCUGUUCGAGAACGUCACGUUGGGUUUGUUCUUUGUAUUCGGAUCAGUCAUCGUGUGCGGUGCUGUGGUACUGUACAAUUCUGUACCAGAAUAG
Bursaphelenchus okinawaensis is the source of this 1321-nucleotide messenger RNA. The record is from the annotation of a GenBank genome assembly. NCBI's taxonomy places the organism in Eukaryota, Metazoa, Nematoda, Chromadorea, Rhabditida, Aphelenchoididae.